AUGUCAAGUUAUACAUUUCAUGGUAUAAAAAUAUCAGAAGAAAAACCUGUAAAACCAAAACCAUUUUCAUGUGAUGUUUGUGAUAGAACUUUUACACAAUUUGUUCAUUUAGUUUCUCAUAAACGUAUUCAUACGGGUGAAAAGAGUUUUCUAUGUGAUUUUUGUGGUAAAGCAUUUCGAUAUAAAAACAAUUUAGUUGAACAUAAACGAAUUCAUACUGGAGAAAAACCGUAUGCGUGUGAUGUGUGUACAAAAGCAUUUACGACCAACAGUGAUUUAGUUAAACAUAAACGAAAACAUACCGGAGAGAAACCGUUUACUUGUGAUGUUUGUGGAAAAUCGUAUACGCAAAAAGCUAGUUUAGCGAAACAUCAACGGAUUGUUCAUACGGGUGAAAGACCUUAUUAUUGUAACAUAUGUGAGAAAUCGUUUACAACUCAAUAUAUUUUAGCGAAACAUCAAAAAUUGCAUACUGGCGAACAACCUGUUCCGGGUGUUCGUGAUAAAACAGUGUCCAACCAGAGAGAACAUUCAACCUUAGCCAAUUUACUUGGAAAUCAACUAAUUCAAAAUUUCCCAUACAAUUAUGAUAAAACCUUUCCCCAAAAUCAUCAUUUAGUUGAAAAUAGACAAAUUGCGACUGGAAUAAACCCAUUUUCAUAUUUUAGUGGUGUUAGCACUAGUACAGAACGAACCGAUACGUCGCAUCCAGCCAUACCUGAAAUAAUUUCACCGCCUGAAAAUUCCCGUCCCUCAAUCACGACCACUAUUCAUUCUGUCGAAAGUGUACGAAGUGAAAAUGUCGAAAGUAUACGAAAUGAUAAUCAAAUUGAUCCAGAAUCCUUGAUCAAGAAUGAAAAUAUUAAAGUUGAACAACAAGAAAAUUCAUUUUCAUAUGAUGUUGACGAUAGUAAUAGUUGUGGAGGGGGUAUGGACGAUGCAGAUCCACCAAGUCCAUUAACGGAACCCAUAAAAACUGAACAAAAAUUAGAAAUCGAUUUAGUCGUUAAAGAUGAAACUAUUAAGACUGAAGAAACUACCGACGAAGGUUUAGUGAAAGAUGAUCUACCUGAAACAGAAAUUAAAGAGGAAGAAAAACCAUUUUCAUGUGAUGUAUGUGGAAAAGGUUUUCUAAAAAAUCGAAAUUUACGUCGACAUAAACGACUUAUCCAUAACAAGGGAAAAACAUUUCCUUGUGAUGAGUGCGAUAAAGUUUUUAAGCAUAAACGGGAUUUAGUAAUACACGAACUAGAUCAUAGUGGAGAAGCCGGUUAUCCGUGUAACGAAUGCGAUAUGACCUUUACAAAUACGAAAAAUCUACGCAGACAUCAAAAACUACAUAAUAGAUUCAAUUUUGCCUGUGAUGUUUGCGAUCAAGUUUUUACAUUCCAUAAGGAUUUAGCAGAACAUAAAAAAAUUCAUUCGACCGGCGAUAAACCAUUUGCAUGCGAUAUGUGUGAUAAGAAAUUUAGUCGGAAAAGUCUGUUUACCGAACAUAAACGAAUGCACACGGGAGAAAAGCCGUUCGCAUGUAAACUUUGUGAUAAAUCAUUUACCAGUAACAGAGCUUUAACCGCCCAUCACGGAACCCAUACUGGUAGAAAGCCGCAUUUAUGUGCACUUUGUGGUAAAGCAUUCGCGAAAAAUCUCGACUUACAAAGGCAUCAACGUAUCCAUACUGGAGAACGACCGUUUACUUGCGAUGUUUGUGGUAAAACAUUUAUAAAUCGAUGUAAUCUAGUCGAACAUCGACGAAUUCAUUCGGGUGAAAAACCAUUUACAUGUGAAAUAUGUGCGAAAUCAUUCACGCAACGUAUGAACUUAUAUCGACAUCAAGUAACGCAUACGAAAGAGAAACGUUUUACAUGUAGUCUUUGUGCGAAAAAUUUUGGCUAUAAAUCCAGUUUGGUUGAACAUGAAAGAAUUGUUCAUAAUGGAGAAAAGAAUUUCGCGUGUACUGUUUGUGAUAAGAAAUUUGGCCAGAAAUCCAGUGUAUUGGAACAUGAACGAGUUAUUCAUAAUGGAGAAAAACGUCAUACCUGUGAUGUUUGUAAUAAGAAAUUUGGGUAUAAAUUUAAUUUGGUUGAGCAUAAAAAAAGAAUGCAUACACGAGAACCCCAAGUUUAUGGAUGUGAUGUUUGUUUCAAACAGUUUCGCAGAGCUAAUCAUUUGGUUAAUCAUAAGAAAACACAUAGCGAAAAACCAUGCGAUUAUCUAUCAGCAUUAGCUAGUAAAAUCAGUAUUUAG
Chrysoperla carnea is the source of this 2247-nucleotide messenger RNA. Its product is annotated as zinc finger protein 665-like. The record is from RefSeq and is a predicted model, not a curated record. NCBI's taxonomy places the organism in Eukaryota, Metazoa, Arthropoda, Insecta, Neuroptera, Chrysopidae. Bases 1 to 2247 code for a protein of 748 amino acids. The transcript is spliced from 4 exons.